Molecule: messenger RNA, 129 nt
Organism: Brugia malayi
Lineage: Eukaryota; Metazoa; Nematoda; Chromadorea; Rhabditida; Onchocercidae
Exons: 2
Source: RefSeq, a predicted model, not a curated record
GGUGGAAAAAUUUUGCACUGUCUUUGUUUGAUUCAUCAAACAUUUUUUGUCAUAAUGUUUAAUCAGCAUUUAGAAAGAUUGAAUAUAUCUUUCCUAGCAGAUUUUUCUCAACCAAACGGAAAAUUAUAA